GCAUCUCAUCAACCUUGCCCUUGACAAACUAUCAACCACCCAAACCCGAAAAUAGGAAUUUAACGAGCGACUCUUCUCGCGCCCGAACUUCAAAACCGAAAUCAUGGCUACCGGAGCGCAAUCUUUCUAUGAGCUGUACCGUCGAAGCAGGUACUGCGCCAUAUUGCUAUGCGCUGCUAUGCGACAGCCUGACUAACAUGGUUCACUGCAGCAUUGGUCUCGCUUUGACAGAUACCCUCGAUGAUCUCAUCAGCGACGAGCGCAUCAACCCUCAGCUUGCCAUGAAGAUCCUGAGCAAUUUCGAUCAGGCCAUCACUGAGGCUCUUCAGAAGAACGUUAAAGCUAGACUUCAAUUCAAGGGAAGCCUUGACACCUACCGAUUCUGCGACGAAGUCUGGACCUUUUUGAUCAAGAACGUAACCUUUAAAAUGGACAAUGGGAGUCAAUCCGUCACGGCGAACAAGGUCAAGAUUGUCAGCUGCAACGCCAAGAAGCCUGGCGAAGGACAAUAAGUCAACGACUCACGAAUGCGCACGAUCGAAUACGAAGAAAGGGAUCUGCAACUUUCAUAAAUUGGGAAACUACUGAAAUUCUGCUUUUCCAGCAUUGGGCGGCGUUUGGAACCUGGCUCUUUACAGUUACAGGACAUUGAUUUAUCGUGGGCAAGAAGUUAAGCACUAGAUUCAGUGCUAGGGAGCUAGACUUGAUCUUAUGCACAAUCAACAGAAGUUUAGUCAAGAAUGAUAUUAUAUUGCUUUAUUUGGACUC
This is a messenger RNA of Fusarium odoratissimum NRRL 54006, 768 nucleotides long. Its product is annotated as transcription initiation factor TFIIA small subunit. The transcript is spliced from 2 exons. The coding region runs from base 129 to 512 and encodes 127 amino acids. The record is from RefSeq and is a predicted model, not a curated record. Gene Ontology annotation, biological process: transcription initiation at RNA polymerase II promoter; RNA polymerase II preinitiation complex assembly. Gene Ontology annotation, molecular function: TBP-class protein binding; RNA polymerase II general transcription initiation factor activity. Gene Ontology annotation, cellular component: transcription factor TFIIA complex. Lineage: Eukaryota; Fungi; Ascomycota; Sordariomycetes; Hypocreales; Nectriaceae.